AGUCGCGUACAGAGUGCAGCGAAAAAAACAAGGAAACAGCUUUUUCUUUUUCUUCGGUGUUGUUUUUCUUUCUCAGUGAGCGCCUAUCUGAAGCCAGCCACGCCAGUGGCCAACGAGCGCGCAUGCACACACCUUCCUCCCUCGCCCUCGGUACGCCACAAGGGCCCGUUCUUUAUCACGGCGCGAAAUCCAACACCGGCUUGAUUCAGGUCCGGCCAGCGCCGAAGCAGUCUCGGUGUGCUGCGCAGCCGUACACAGUAACCCUCACUGGGGGACCCGGGGGUCUCGUCCUCGUUGUCGCAGCUUGAGUUCCGCGGCUGGGCGAUCGCGGCCCGAAGACCGUGCAACGGCAGCGCUGACCACGUAAACCAUGAGCAUACACGGUCCUCAAGACCAGCAGCGCCAGGAUGGUGUCGAGCCCUCGGUGCACGAACACCGCCAGAACCACCGGUACCAUGUGUCGUCGAUGGCUCAAUACGAGCGCAUGUACCGCGAAUCCGUCGACGAUCCGGCCGCCUUCUGGGGCAAGCUGGCCCAGAGGCUCGACUGGAAAGUGCCGCCCAGCCCCGAUCGUUUUCUGGCCUACAACUUCGACCCCCGUGCCGGACCUGUGCGUGUCAUGUGGAUGCAGGGAGGCAUCACCAACGCCUGCUACAACGCGCUAGACCGUCACGUCCUCGCAGGACGAGGGGACAAGGUGGCCUACUACUGGGAAGGCAACAACCCUUUGGACAAAAAGACCAUUACUUACGGGCAGCUGCUGGACGAUGUCUGCAGAUUCGCCAACGUUCUCAAGGCAAAAGGCGUUUGUGAAGGCCACCUGGUCACCAUCUACCUCCCCAUGGUGCCCGAAUUGGUGGUCGCAAUGUUGGCGUGCGCCAGGCUUGGAGCCGUGCACACCGUGGUUUUUGCAGGCUACUCUGCCGAAUCACUUGCACAGAGAAUGUACGACACCCAGUCGAGAAUACUAGUCACUGCCGAUGGGAGCUGGAGGGGCAAGAAGCUCAUUCUGCUCAAGCCGAUCGCCGACGAAGCGAUCGAACUGUGCCGACAGAAGAAACACGCCGUCGAAUCGUGCAUCGUGCUCCGGCACCUACUGUCGAGCGAUCUUCGUUCGGGAGGUAACCUGCUGAACGGCUAUUCGAAGGAAUCUUUCGAAAUUCAAGAAGGCACCGAGGACGUGUACUCCUGGUGGCACGACGAAGUCAGUUGUCAGAGCACAGACUGCGACGUCGUCUGGGUUGAAGCCGAGGACCCUCUGUUUCUGCUCUACACGAGUGGUUCGACGGGCCGUCCCAAGGGCGUCAUCCACACGACGGCCGGCUACGUGCUGUACGCGCUGUCCACCAUCUACUACACAUUCGACUACCGACCCGAGGACGUCUUCUUCUGCUCCGCCGACGUCGGAUGGGUCACGGGACACACCCACGUCGUGUACGGCGUGCUCGCCAAUGGCGCCACAAGCGUGCUUUUCGAAGGAGUGCCCUUCUAUCCCGACCCCGGACGUUUCUGGGAGAUCAUCGACCUGUACCAGGUCACCAAGUUCUACACAGCGCCCACUGCUAUUCGCGCCCUCAUGAAGUACGGCGACUCGUACGUCAAAAAACACAGUCGAAAGUCCCUGAAGCUGCUGGGAGUCGCGGGCGAGCCCAUCGGUCCGGACGCCUGGUUCUGGUACCACCACGUGGUCGGCGAGUGUCGCUGCAUGGUACUGGACACGUACUGGCAAACGGAGACGGGUGGACAGAUGAUAACUCCUCUGCCAGGCUGCACACCACUGAAGCCGGGAGCAGCGACCCUACCGUUCUUCGGCGUGGCGCCAGCCAUCCUCGACCAGGACGGCAAUGAGAUCAAGGGUCCGGGAGAGGGCUACCUGGUUGUCAAGAAACCUUGGCCUGGCAUGAUGCGGACUCUGUACAAAGAUCACGACCGCUUUCAGAAGAGCUACUUCGCAAAGUUCCCCGGAUACUACUUCACUGGCGACGGUGCUCGUCGAGACGAAGACGGCUACUACUGGAUCACGGGUCGCGUGGACGACAUGCUGAAUGUGUCGGGCCACCUCAUCUCCACGGCGCAGGUCGAGGCGGCACUGCUCGGCGUGCACGACCUCUCCGAGGCGGCCGCUGUGCCCAGGCCCCACAAGGUCAAGGGACAGUGCCUCUACUGCUACGUCGUCCUCAAGAACGGAAAAAACUUUUCUGAGGACCUCAAGACUCGGCUCAAGCAAAGUGUGCGCUCCAAGAUCGGUGCCUUCGCGGAUCCUGAGUACAUCCACUGCGUCGAGCGGCUACCCAAGACCCGGUCGGGCAAGGUGAUGCGCCGGAUACUGCGCAAGAUUGCCUGCAACGAGCUCGAGUUUGGCGACGUGAGCGCGCUCAGUGAGCAGGACGUCAUCUCCGAACUUCUCCAGUCCAAGUGCUUCAUCCAGAACGGACACUGAGGCCACAGCGACAUCACUGCAGAAACAUCCUCGCAAUCGGCUUUCCGAAGCUUGCUCUGUCGCUAGCUGUCCGUGAAGGGCCAUUGCCCUCUUUUUCCUAACACACCCGUUGAUUAGUAGGUGCGUGGUGCUAAACAAAAGCGUAAUAGCGAGAGGUGAGACCUUCCGUCAUUAAAGGGGCCCUGAGACAACGGUAUCUUCAGCAA
Molecule: messenger RNA, 2646 nt
Organism: Rhipicephalus microplus (southern cattle tick)
Lineage: Eukaryota; Metazoa; Arthropoda; Arachnida; Ixodida; Ixodidae
Product: acetyl-coenzyme A synthetase
Molecular function (GO): acetyl-CoA synthetase activity; AMP binding
Source: RefSeq, a predicted model, not a curated record